Messenger RNA from Carica papaya (papaya), 1962 nucleotides. RefSeq names its product AT hook motif DNA-binding family protein. Lineage: Eukaryota; Viridiplantae; Streptophyta; Magnoliopsida; Brassicales; Caricaceae. The record is from RefSeq and is a predicted model, not a curated record. Gene Ontology annotation, molecular function: minor groove of adenine-thymine-rich DNA binding.
UUACCUCUUUUCUCUCUCUCUCUCUCUCUCUCUCUCUCUCUUUCUUCUCUCACGUCAUCACUCUCUGUGACUCUCUCUUCACUCUUCACUCUUCUUCACUUACACCUCCUCCCCUACUCACCAAUUUUUCAAACACCUACUUUAAUUUCAUUUUCCUCCUCCUUCGUUGUCUUUUUCUCUUUCCCUCUCUCCUCCCUUUCUCUCUUUCUUCCCCUCUUUCAUUUUCUCCUCCAAAACCCUAGAUUUGAAAUCUAGGGUUUUUCUUACCCACCCAAAAUAAGGCACGUUUGAUCUCUCUGCUCUACUCUUCUUCUUCUUCUUCUUCUUCUUCUUCACAUCAAUUUCUCUCAUGGGUUUGUUACAAGGCUAAAAAUUUUGUACCUUUAAGAACUUGUUUCUACUCCCUCCCCAGUUUUCUUCAUUUUCUCUUAAUAUUUUUUUUUUCUCUCCUUGGCUGCCUUGUUUGAUUCCCUUCACGUGUAACAAAGCCCCUGUAAAACCCUUCUUCUCAAACAUCACUCUUCUUCUAUCUUCAACAUUUAGGGUUAAACUGAGUUUUGUUUUUUGGUUUUUUUUCCUUUGCCUUAUUUAUGUUUAUUGUCUGGUUAAAGACUUCAACUUUACUCUCACCUUCUUUCAUCUUGUUGUAAAACUUCCCAUUUAACGACUAAAGUGCGAUUUUUUUUCUCAAUUUCUUUUCUUAACUUUCAUCACCUACAUAGAGAAAUAAACAAGUGUUUGGUGACCCUUCCCAUUUUUUAAAUGCAUGGAUGGGAGAGAAGCUAUGGCAUUAGCAGCUGGAUCAGCUCAAUAUUACAUACACAGAGCUGGGGCUGUUGGCUCUGCCUCUGCACCACAAACUGGUGCAUUACAUGUUCCAGCUGGGUUUAGGCCCUUGUCAAACCAAACCGUACAAGGUCAACCAAAUGCCGGAUCAACUUUCGGAAUAGAGCCUAGACAUGCCAAUUUUGCUCACGCCAUUAACAUGGGGAUUUCCUCUGGAGUGCCGCCCGGUGAACCCGUCAAGAAGAAACGAGGGAGGCCGAGGAAGUACGCCCCUGAUGGACAGGUUUCCUUGGGGCUCUCCCCGUUGCCCGCUAGGCCUAAGCCUUCUUCGGGUUCGGAUUCCCAGACCCCAAAACGGGCCAGAGGGCGUCCGCCUGGAACUGGCAGGAAGCAGCAAUUAGCAACUCUAGGUGAGUGGAUGAACCGUUCAGCUGGAUUGGCAUUUGCACCUCAUGUGAUUAGCAUCGCAGUUGGAGAAGAUAUUGUAGCAAAAAUACUAUCUUUUUCGCAGCAAAGGCCAAGGGCUGUAUGUAUUUUAUCUGGCACUGGUACUGUUUCAUUAGUGACGCUUCGCCAACCUGCAUCAAAUGUACCUACAGUCACUUAUGAGGGACGUUUUGAGAUAUUAUGCUUGUCAGGUUCUUACUUGCUUGAUGAAGCUGGUGGUCCUCGUAGUCGAACUGGAGGUGUUAGUGCUUCUCUUUCUAGUCCUGAUGGUCACGUAAUUGGUGGUGGGGUUGGGACACUUAUUGCAGCUAGCCUUGUCCAGGUGGUGGUAUGCAGUUUUGUAUACGGGAGUUCUAAGAUUAAGAACAAGCAAGUGGCUAGUUCAAAAGAUGACAGGGAAGCUGCUGUGUCUCAGCUCGUUAAUAAAUCUACCACACCAGCUAGUGCCCCUGCAACCCAAAGUUUCAACGCUGUCACGAUGGGUGGAUGGGCCUGGGUUCUCGGCCGGUUGAUUUGAGAAAUCCUCAUACUGAUAUCGACUUGACGCGCGGAUGAUGAUUUGUUGCAACAUACACAUGGCAAUUUUGUACAUAUGUGUUGUUGUAAAUGUACUGAAUUUAUGAGAAUUAUGAAAAAUGUGGAAGUCUUCUUCCUCUGCUAACAUAGUCUGUAAAACGCAAGUUAUUUUCAGGCCUCAAUGGAAACUUCUUCCGAAUUAUUUAUGCAGCA